AUGAAGACACCACGACAGACCCACCGUCAGUCCUCCAGUGCCCCCUCGUCGCCAGUGGUCAAGAGAUCGCAUAUUUGCAGCAUAUGCGCUAAAGCGUUUCUUACCGGAAGCCAUCUCACUCGCCACGAGCGCGUCCAUAGUAGUGAAAGGAAACAUCUCUGUCCUUUCCCUGGCUGCGAUGUUCGCUGUUCACGGAAGGACAACCUCCAGCAACACUACCGAAUCCACCUUUCGCCUGGCUCCCGCCGCAGAACAGGACGCGUCAUAAUGCUGGAACCCCAACCUCGACAACGGAGUCCUUCACCAACACCACCGUCCCCUUCUCAAAGAGAAGACUCUCCACCACUUACACCACCCCCUCUAGCGGACUCUCGAUUCUAUUAUUUGCGCAUUGGCGUAAUAACCCAGGAAGAAUUCGAAGAUGUUCCUGUUAAUAUUGACCUACCAGUGUCGCCCCAGCCCAAACAGGAUCGAUGGCACCCCAGUCUUCUACCUCCCAUCGACACCUCGACCACAGCAAGUUCUCGUGACAGCUCAUCUCCUGUGCCCUUGACAUCGAGUGCUAGCGCGGGGGCCAGUCCAUAUUGGGGCAGAGCUUCAAGCACCCAUUCAUCACCUCUUGUCCGCUAUCAUCCAUACUCCACCUAUUCACACUCCUUUGAUCAACCAUACGCCGUGCAUAAUUCCCAUUCAUAUUCUGAAGACCGACAAUUGCAACCGCACCCCCAACCAGACGUCCUUCCACACGUUCCGGCCUUACAACGUGUUCUUGAUACUGAAAACAGUCUUGGUCUUUCAGUAGACACGCUUUCGCCCCCAAUCCAAGUCCAUGCUCCAGCUCCGACUCGUCAUUGUGUGCCGCUUUUUCUUGUGGCUGGUGAUCUCGAACUUACUCCAGCACCAUCACCAACCCCAGUCGACCCGACGACCAAUCACAUCGCUGUAACUGUCUCUCCGCCGACUAGCAUCGUGGAAAGUCCUCAGAUUCCGUACCAACAGAAUACCCACUACUACUAUAACCAUAUUCAGCCAGAAGAGGACCUCUCACGGCAACAGCGCUAUUCGGAUGUAUCAUCACCGCCCUACUCUCCGUCUAUUAUCGGUGUGGCAGAGACGGCCUACUAUCGUCCAGUCUCGCCACCCACAGCCUGUAACACUGUGGCGUCGAGACGGCGCUCAUAUCCCGUUGCAACGCGGACGAGAGAGACUAGGAGCGGUCAUAAUCAAGAAGCACCACUCACACCUGUCUACCUGGCACCCCCAUCGUUUUCCCUCUCCGCUGCCUAUAAUUGGCAUGUCUCGUAG
Mycena indigotica is the source of this 1305-nucleotide messenger RNA. RefSeq lists its product as uncharacterized. The record is from RefSeq and is a predicted model, not a curated record. The transcript has 3 exons. Gene Ontology annotation, cellular component: PcG protein complex; transcription regulator complex. NCBI's taxonomy places the organism in Eukaryota, Fungi, Basidiomycota, Agaricomycetes, Agaricales, Mycenaceae. The coding region runs from base 1 to 1305 and encodes 434 amino acids. Gene Ontology annotation, molecular function: DNA-binding transcription factor activity, RNA polymerase II-specific; RNA polymerase II cis-regulatory region sequence-specific DNA binding. Gene Ontology annotation, biological process: regulation of transcription by RNA polymerase II.